UAAUAGAAGAUGCGUGUUGCUCAACUUUUCAAAUGAUAUUAUACAGUCAUACUCUGAAAAAUUCGCAAAGUACUCUCCAGCCUGCCAAAAGAACUCUGACAGCCACACUGAUAAAACGCUACCAUGCAUUACCCAAAGUGGGUUCGAGAGAUGUUCACACAUGCAUGAUAACGCCAAUUGAUUGCGCGGCAUUGGGUCUGUCACGACCAUCAUGGUGGCUCAAGCUGGCGUACGACACAUGCUGGUACUUGCAUGGGUACUAUGUCCGUUUCCUCAAGUUUCCUCGCAAAGAAUCAUAUCUAGGAACGGCACUUUUACCUACAGACCACAAUGUCUUUAUGCCGCAAUACCCGCAAGCAGAGCAUCCUGACUUCCCAGAUGGCUAUACCUUUGCUACUCUUGGACCCUCGAAAAUUAGAUCAUCGCCAUGCCCAAUGCCAGACAUGCGUGUUGGCACAUGUCCAGUAGCCCACGCUCAUGAAAAGGAAUAGAUCCUUAUCUGCUUUAACUAUUCUUAUCACCCCAUGCACAUAUCCCUUAUUUAAUCUAUUCAAUUACUUUCACUUAUGUUUGUAAAACCGAAACACGACAUAACAAUCUAUACUUUAAACGAUGUUACAUAUUUAAAUCAUGCAUAAUCAUUGAUGGAAUUUUCAAAUGAAAAGUGGCGGCGGCUUGAUUUAGCGGACAAAAAGAGGAAGACUGACAGUCACAGCCGAAUUCCUUAAAAGACAAUUCUCAGA
Molecule: messenger RNA, 743 nt
Organism: Zychaea mexicana
Lineage: Eukaryota; Fungi; Mucoromycota; Mucoromycetes; Mucorales; Lichtheimiaceae
Exons: 1
Coding region: 33-491 (152 amino acids)
Source: RefSeq, a predicted model, not a curated record